GCGUAUCCCGGUUAAAUGUUAAAUUACUAUUACGAUAGUAAACAAAACAAGCAAGAGAAUUGUAUUUUACAAUUUUUGCAAGAAAUAGACUGUAUUAUUUAUAGUUUAAUUGUCUGAUAAAUGAGUUAAGUAUUUUCUACAAUUAUGAAUGGUGACAACCAACAAGUACAGUGAUUAAAGUAACUUGUAAUGUGGAGUAUGAUUUCUGGAAUAAAAAUAUGAGAAGGGGAUUAUUUUUCGAGUAAAUUUAAAUUAUUUUAAUGCUAAUUGGUAUUUAUUCAGAUUGAAAGGAUUAUUUUUUAAAGAUAACAAUAUGUUAUCAAAGACUAAAAACAGCACGAGCAACAAUAAGGAAUAUAGCAGUGCAUCUUCUUAUACAUCUACGUCAUCAGAUGAAGAGGUUGAUGCAAGAGAUUUAAAACCAAUUCGAGAUUAUUUGUCUGAUCGUAAAGAAUUAGCUCAACAGCUUUUUAAAUCUGUUAAAUCAGAAAAGAUUCGUCUUAUGUUACCGCAGGCUCUUAAACAUAUGGAUUUAAGUGAACUCGAAGAAUGGUGUGAGAGUGAAUUAAAUGGUAUGUCUAAGGUUCGAAUAUUAUCUAUAUUAAAUGGCAAACCUAUGUUGGAAUCCUCAGACACAAAUGAAUCUUCUGACGAUUCAGGACCUUCUUUAGAAAUCAUUUCUGAUACUGAGGAAUGGUUAACCGAUGACGAUACAGCUAAAAACGAAAAUGGUGGGAAAAGAAAGUUAAAAAGAGAUAAGACAAAAAUUAAAGGAAAAACGCAAAUUAAUAAAAGAAAUAAUUCAAAUAAAUCUAAUGUUAAAACAAAAUGUAUCAUUAAAAGGGAAAAUACAACUGAUGAUGUUAAAAUUAAAAAAGAAGAAGAUAAGGAUAAAGGAAAAGAAGGAGAUAGCUUGUUAGAUUUAUUAGAAUUAGAAAUGCGAGCUCGCGCAAUAAGAGCUUUAAUACGUAAGGAAGAAGAUAUAAUUCCAUCCAUUAAUCCAUUGCAAACAAAUGACAGUCAAACAAUAGAAAAUAGUAUUGGAACAUCUCAAGAUGAAAAAGCGAAAGAGAAUUGUCGCAAGCAAUUAGAAAGAAUUAUUGGUUCUCAACAAAGUAAUAAAAGCGAAGAGGAAGAUGUUGUUUUAGUAAUUCCUAAACCUGCUCCAGUUGUCGAGUUGUUGUCUAGUGACAGUGGUGGAGAAGAAACGCGUGUGAAUCAAGAAAAAAAUGAACAUGCGUUGAGAACUGGAAAAUCCGCGGGCAAUUUAGAUGGAAAUUCUGUUAAAACUAUUUCACAAGAGUUAAAGGAAAGAAAAGAAACUCAAGAAAUGCAUUGUAAUAUAACUAAAACACAUCUAACUAACACAAGCGAAGCAAUAAUGCCUGAAAGAAAUGUAGAUAUAAAGAACAAUGUAUUAUCAAUAUCGAUUUCUGCGGAUAACGUUGCCGAAAGACGAAAAAAAUCGAAGAAAAAGUCACGUGGGAAAUCACAACUUGUUUCUACUGUCACAAACUCUUCAGAGUCAAAACAAAGUAAUAUUAUUGAGAUUACAAAGAAAUCAAAUAAUAAAAAUAUUGAAGCUAAAUUGAGGGUAAAUCCUUCUGAUGAAAACAUAAUUAUUGUUGAAGAAGAAAAUAAAACUGAACAGAAAAUAGCAGAAGAAAAUAAGGUCGAAGAAGAGAGAUCGACAGAUAUAGAUGAUAUUGAUUUAGAUGAUUAUUGCGAAGUUAUGGAAAUAGAGAAUAGCGAUGAAGAUAAGAGUCAAGAUAAAGUUAUUGUUCUUUCUGAGCAAGAAAAUAAGCAGUCUGCAUCUGAAAUUGCUCUGUCAAAGUCUAAUUCAACAGAAACUUGGGCAUCGCGUUAUUAUCAGACUGAUGACGUCCAAAAUGUAAUAAAAGAAUCGAAGAUACAGUCUGAGAUUCGGAAACGAUUGAGGGAACGUCAAAGAUUAUCUAAGCUGAAUAAAUCGCCAAACUUAAAUUCACCAGCGCAGCCAUCAGCAACUGAUACAACCUCAUUUGAGAAAGCCCCAACAGGAUCAGUGGAGGAAUAUUUGGCUUUAAAGCGCGCGUUGAAUGCAAACGUUAGUAACAUUAAUGAUACUGCUACGCAAGUACAAUGUACUAGUGACAUUAAUAAUACUAUCAAAGAAAUACAAUCUACAAGUGACAAUAAUACUACUAUGGAAGUGGAGUGUACAAGUGAUAUUCAUAAUAUUACCAUAGAAAAUAACUCUACAGUUACUAAUUCGAGUAAUGAUAGUAAAGCAAAAGAAAUUUUAGUGCAAGAUGAAAAUAUUUCUUCUCACCAAGAAUGCACAGAUGCUGAUACAGAAAAAACUGUAAUUUCUAAAGCCAUUUCUGUUAGUAAUCUAUCAGAAAUAGUUGCUGAUACAAAAGAUGAUUUACCUAAAGAUGAGAUACCUAAAGAUGAAACUUAACUAAAUUCAUUUAAAUUUUGUUAUUAAUGUAUGAUAAAUACAAGAAUAAGUAAAAGGCUAAUGAGAGUACCGUGCAGAUAUUUUUGUGCAAAGUGAAUUGGAUCGAUUGCCAGAUAAUAAAUUGUUAUUAUUAUUAAAAAUAUUAUUAUGUAUUUUUUGAAAUUUAUCUUACGCUGAUGAUGAUUCCAAAGAGAGUUGAAACGUUUGAGCAUUAUCGGAAUGAAUAAAGGAAUUUUUUGUUUGUGACUGACUAAUUCACUUUAAGCAAAAAUAGCCGCGCGGUACUCUUAUUAGUCUUUUACUUAUUUUUAUUGUAUUAAAUCUUGAGAGUCUUUUACUAAAUAGUUAUCAUAAAUGUAUUUUUGACAAGAUAUUUUUAAAAAAUUACACGGACAUACAUUUAGGAUUCAUAUUUAAGAUAUUUUAAUAUGUUUAAAAAUUGGCAUAAUUCACAUUUAUAUAAAAUAAUACAUAUAAAUAUUACACAUACAAAAUGAAUUUGAGAAUAAUAGAAUUUUCAGAAAAAUGUUUGAU
Solenopsis invicta (red fire ant) is the source of this 2977-nucleotide messenger RNA. RefSeq names its product calponin homology domain-containing protein DDB_G0272472. The record is from RefSeq and is a predicted model, not a curated record. NCBI's taxonomy places the organism in Eukaryota, Metazoa, Arthropoda, Insecta, Hymenoptera, Formicidae. The transcript is spliced from 5 exons. Bases 314 to 2443 code for a protein of 709 amino acids.